This is a messenger RNA of Phascolarctos cinereus (koala), 2083 nucleotides long. It is a transcript of the gene ARMH1, whose product is annotated as armadillo like helical domain containing 1. NCBI's taxonomy places the organism in Eukaryota, Metazoa, Chordata, Mammalia, Diprotodontia, Phascolarctidae. The record is from RefSeq and is a predicted model, not a curated record.
CCGCCUCACACCCAUCACCACUAACAUUGGUUAUGGGUAAUAACACUUUCCAUCACAACUAUUUUUGGAAAACGGGUUUAUUUUAGACCUUCCCUCCCCCAAAGGAUACACUGAAAACACUCUGCCAAGGACACAGCCUCCUACAAGCCACAGCCCAUUAAGCCAGCGAGGAAACAGAAACUUUUCCCCCAGCCCUGCUCCUAGAUGUACUUCUUCAGAGGGAAAAAGAAAAAGAAAAGAGGGGAUGGGGAAAGCCAGGAAACCGUGCAAGGCUGCACACGUGUGAGGCCCAGGGAAGUCCCUCACAACACUCAGCUGCCCCUCUCCCACCCACCCUGUGUGUAGGAGCCCAGUGUGGAGCGGCCUGGGCGCCCAGCUGGCAGGGGCUCACCGUCCGGUGAGCGGCUAGUUUCAGCAGAGGCCCACAGCAUGAAUGGGGCAGCCCUUUGGAGGCUGGAUGCCGGGUGCCUCAGCGAGGGUGAGCCCUUGGGCGCCCAGGUAGUCUCCAUCAGCCGGCUCAUGGGCUUGCCUCUCUUUGGCCGCAGGUUGGCUGCAGGCCCCAGGCUCAUGACCUCCCUCAAGGAGCAGGCGGCCAUCAGCCGGCUGCUGGGCUUCCUCCAGGAGUGGGAUGACGCCGGCAAGGCUGCCAGAAGCCACAUCCUGGACAAGUUCAUCAGAUUCAACUGUGGCAAGACAGCCCCAGAGCUGGAGCAGGAGUUUUCCCAAGGGGCCAGCUUGUUCCUGGUGCGGCUGACCACGUGGCUGCGGCUCACCUACAUGACUGGGGCCUGCUUGAAUAAGCUGCUGAGGUCUAUCGGCAUCUUUCUCUCUGCUGUGAGCUGUAAUCGGUACCUUGUGGAGUUCCUUGAGGUUGGAGGAGUCUUAACCCUCUUGGAAAUCCUGGGGCUGGAGAAAAUAAAGGAAGAGGACAAAAAGGAGGCCAUCCUGCUGCUCCAGAUGAUCGCCAGCUGUGGACGGAAGUAUAAGGAGCUCAUCUGUGAGAGCUACGGUGUGCGGUCCAUUGCAGAAUUUAUGGCAAAGUCCAAGAGCGAAGACACCCAGGAGGAGGUGCAGAUCCUGCUGGACUCUUUAGUCCACGGGAACCCCAAGUACCAGAACCAGGUGUACAAAGGCCUGAUUGCUCUGAUGCCUUGCGCCUCCCCCAGAGCCCAGCAGCUGUCCCUUCAGACACUCAGGGUGGCCCAGGCCAUUGUGGGGACCGUGCACCCCACCAUAGACUUUCUAAUGGGGGUACUGCGCACCAUGCACCUGGAAGUCCAGUAUGAAGCCAUCGAGCUGAUCAAAGACCUCAUCAACACUGACGUCCGGACUGCUCUGCUUAAAGGCCUGGUUGCGCUCCUGAAACCCUCUGCCAAAGACACCGCCAAGCUUCAUCCCAAGGUCUUAGAAGACCCAACAGUAUUCCAGGUCUCUGGCCACCUCCCUGUGUUUCUGCAGCAAGCUGCAGCUGCCAAGUCCAUUGGGGUCAUAUCUCGGAGCUCCAUGGCUGUGGCGGAGGAGUUAUUGUCUCUGCAGGUAGUCAGUCACCUUAUGUAUGCCAUGGGCAACCAGGACCAUAGCAACGGGCAGCGACUGGCCAGCCUCACCUUGGAGUACUUUGUCCAGACGUUUCCCAUAGCGGAGGAGCAUGUACACAUGGCCAUGGGGGACACUCUGUUUGAGCUUUUCAUGAGCAAUGCAGAGGACUUGUACAUGAAUAUGGACAGCAUCCAAGCUGACAUCCUGGCCUCCAACAAGACCAACAUCCCUGAGGCUUUAGGCAUCUCCUCUUCCAACAUCUCCAUGACUGCCUACAAGGGCCUUGGAGUCCCCAGGUCUGGGGAGGAAAAUGACAUGACAGAGGAGAGAGCUAAGGGUAGUGAAGAGCUGGUCAAGUUCCACUAAAGCCGUCCCACCUCUGGCCUCGUACCUUCAUCCCUGCCUGCUGGCUGCUCAUCAGACUGGGGAGAAGGGAGGCCAUUGAGGCUGAUGAGGUGUGGCAGCAGCUACGGGCAUGCGAGAAGGGGAGGCUUUCCACCACGGGGGGGGGGGGCCUUGGCUGCCCCUCCAGCCCCCCACCCAA